AUGCCUUUUACAGGGACGGCGUGGUUACAAGAUGUACGGAAAGAGACGUUGCGACGACUUCUCGUAGAAUUGAAAGUGGCGGACGUUGACCCAGAGACGAAGACGCUGGAGGAGUUAUGUCAACGAGCACGAAAGCGUUUUGGAAAACGUGGCACCAGAAUAGACUCCGCGCUGCAAGCACCAGAGGAGACUCCGCGCUGGAGGCACCAGAGGAGACUCCGUGCUGCAUGCACCAGAGGAGACUCCGUGCUGCAAGCACCAGAGGAGACUCCGCGCUACAGGCACCAGAGGAGACUCCGCGCUGCAGGCACCAGAGGAGACUCCGCGCUGGAGGCACCAGAAGAGACUCCGCGCUGCAAACACCAGAGGAGACUCCGCGCUGCAAGCACCAGAGGAGACUCCGCGCUGCAGGCACCAGAGGUGACUCCGCGCUGCAAGCACCAGAGCACCAGAGGAGACUCCGCACUGCAGGCACCAGAGGUGACUCCGCGCUGCAAGCACCAGAGGAGACUCCGCUCUGAAAGCACUAGAGGAGACUCCGCGCUGCAAACACCAUAUGUGACUCCGCGCUGCAAGCACCAGAGGAGACUCCGCGCUGCAAACACCAGAGGAGACUCCGCGCUGCAAUUACUAGAGGAUACUCCGCGCUGCAAGCUCCAGAGGAGGCUCCGCGCUGCAACACCAGAGGUGACUCCGCGCUGCAAACACCAGAGGAGACUACGCGCUGCAAGCACCAGAGGAGACUCCGCGCUGCAUGCACCAGAGGAGACUCCGCGCUGCAAGCACCAGAGGAGACUCCGCGCUGCAGGCACCAGAGGAGACUCCGCGCUGGAGGCACCAGAGGAGACUCCGCGCUGCAAGCACCGGAGGAGACUCCGCGCUGCAAGCACCGGAGGAGACUCCGCGCUGCAAGCACCGGAGGAGACUCCGCGCUGCAAGCACCGGAGGAGACUCCGCGCUGCAAGCACCAGAGGUGACUCCGCACUGCAAGCACCAGAGGUGACUCCGUGCUGGAGGCACCAGAGGAGACUCCGCGCUGCAGGCACCAGAGGAGACUCCGCGAUGGAGGCACCAGAGGAGACUCCGCGCUGCAAGCUCCAGAGGAGACUACGCGCUGCAAGAACCAGAGGAGACUCCGUGCUGCAUGCACCAGAGGAGACUCCGCGCUGCAAGCACCAGAGGAGACUCCGGGCUGCAGGCACCAGAGGAGACUCCGCGCUGGAGGCACGAGAGGAGACUCCGCGCUGCAAGCACCAGAGGAGACUCCGCGCUGGAGGCACCAGAGGAGACUCCGCGCUGCAGGCACCAGAGGAGACUCUGCGCUGCAAACACCAAAGGAGACUCCGCGCUGCAGGCACCAGAGGAGACUCCGCGCUGCAAACACCAGAGGAGACUCCGCGCUGCAAACACCAGAAAAGACUUCGCGCUGCAAGCACCAGACGAUACUCCGCGCUGCAAGCACCAGAGGAGACUCCGCGCUGGAGGCACCAGAGGAGACUCCGCGCUGCAAACACCAGAGGAGACUCCGCGCUGCAAGCACCAAAGGAGACUCCGCGCUGCAAACACCAGAGGAGACUCCGCGCUGCAGGCACCAGAGGUGACUCCGCGCUGCAAGCACCAGAGGAGACUCCGCGCUGCAAGCACCAGAGGAGACUCCGCGCUGCAAGCACCAGAGGAGACUCCGCGCUGCAGGCACCAGAGGAGACUCCGCGCUGCAAGCACCAUAUCACCAGAGGAGACUCCGCGCUGCAAGCACCAGGGGAGACUCCGCGCUGCAGGCACCAGAGGAGACUCCGCGCUGCAAGCACCAUAUGUGACUCCGCACUGCAAGCACCAGAGGAGACUCCGCGCUGCAGGCACCAGAGGAGACUCCGCGCUGCAGGCACCAGAGGAGACUCCGCGCUGCAAGCACCAGAGGAGACUCCGCGCUGCAAGCACCAGAGGAGACUCCGCGCUGCAAGCACCAGAGGAGACUCCGCGCUGGAGGCACCAGAGGAGACUCCGCGCUGCAGGCACCAGAGAAGACUCCGCGCUGCAAGCACCAGAGGAGACUCCGCGCUGCAAGCACCAGAGGUGACUCCGCGCUGCAAGCACCAGAGGAGACUCCGCGCUGCAAGCACCAGAGGUGACUCCGCGCUGCAAGCACCAGAGGAGACUCCGCGCUGCAAGCACCAGAGGAGACUCCGCGCUGCAAGCACCAGAGGAGACUCCGCGCUGCAAGCUCCAGAGGAGACUCCGCGCCUGAAGCGCUAG
This is a messenger RNA of Bacillus rossius redtenbacheri, 2253 nucleotides long. RefSeq names its product serine/arginine repetitive matrix protein 1-like. The transcript is spliced from 4 exons. NCBI's taxonomy places the organism in Eukaryota, Metazoa, Arthropoda, Insecta, Phasmatodea, Bacillidae. Bases 1 to 2253 code for a protein of 750 amino acids. The record is from RefSeq and is a predicted model, not a curated record.